This is a messenger RNA of Linum trigynum, 1612 nucleotides long. NCBI's taxonomy places the organism in Eukaryota, Viridiplantae, Streptophyta, Magnoliopsida, Malpighiales, Linaceae. The record is from the annotation of a GenBank genome assembly.
CACGCUCCAUGCCAAUUCUGUCUAUAUGCUGCAUAGUUCGGGCCAGGAUGUUAAUUUCUCAAACACGGGCCAAAGUUGAUUACAUGGUCAUAGUUCAGGCCAUAAUAAGGUAUUAACCCUAAAAAUAACUAAUUAGACUUUAUACCAAGUUUUCUUUAUUAUCCUUUGCUAAAAAUUGACAGAGUGGUUCCUGCAACCUUACAAAGAGGAGGCUUGAGUUUAGAGACGUUAAUGCGACACCAAUUUAUGAAGUCAUUAUCAUUGAUGAUGACGAGCCUGAUGUGACAACCAUAUCUGAGGUAGUCGUGGUACAGUUACAUAAAUGCUUAGUAUUAGGCAGUAUAUUAGAUUUUAUAGUAUUUGACUUUUUGUGUCAGGUUGUAAUGAAUUUUCCUAUCACUAGUAGCAUGCAUUUGACUUCAGAAGAGGUUGGACUGGCCUAUUACAUGUUCGUGGAAGAUCUUGCUACCGAAAAGAUACUAGUAAAAAAUGGUUCCCAGUCCUGUACUCGUAGCUCACUGUUGAGCUUGCUGCCUAACGAGUACCUAUAAGAUGAGGUAAAUUAUGUCUUUAACUUUUGGUAUAUGUUUUAAAUAUCCAUUAAAAAUAAUUAUGUUGUCUGUUUUUAAGGUCCUUUCAAUGUAUGCGUAGUAUCUCAACCUCUCUGUCAUGUAUGAUAAGCAACAUAGAAUUGAAAGCAAAUCGUGCUUUCUCCCUACUUAUAUAUAGGUAAUCAAAUAUGGAUCACUAGUAAUAAUUUUUUAGAUUUGUCCUUUAUACAUAAUGAUUUUCACUUGUUAAAUUCCAAAUUUGAACUUGUAGGCAGGAUUAGAGAAGUAUGUCUAUACUGCUGACAGUGUAUUCAAUGAUUAUCGAUUCAGCUACUUACGCAAUGCCUAUGGAUGCAAUAAGGUAACUCAUUAACAAUUCAAUCAGUAAUGUGUAGAUGUUUUCCCAUUUUUUUGCUAAAUGGUAAUAAUCUUUAUGUCAAUAUUUGGCAGAUCUAUCUACCAUUGAAGGAUGGUAAGCAUUGGUACCUGGCUGUGUUGAUGAUGGAAUUAGAAGAAGUUCAUUUGGUUGACUCUGCUCCUAGGGCAAACAACAAUGAGUUUUGUGCAAUGACUGUACGCCAUAUGUACUUUCAAUUGGGUACAACAAAGGAUCUGCCAAACAUCCGUGGCUUUCAGGUGAUUAGUCUAGAUGGGGUUUUUACACAAGAAAACAAAUUUGAUGGUGGCAUGUGGGUUUGCUUAUGGAUGAGGUUCUCAGAUAAUCUGGCACGCUAUGAUGUUGGGCGCUGUGGUGAUGUGGAUCGAAUGAGGCUAGCUCUUGACUUGGUUGGUGGGCCUCAGAAUGCUAAUUUGGAGAAAGUGAAUCGACAAGCUCAUAAACACUCGAUGGCAUGGAAAAAUAUGAUACUCAAUGACAUGGCAGUCAUGCGUGGAGAUGCAUAUUUUUAAGUUUUUUUGAAUUUUGAUGAACUAGUUAAGUAUGCGUUCUGGGAGUUCUUGAGCGUUUUGGUGGUGAUGCUUAUGUUUAAUUUUUUUUGGAUUUUCACUUAUUUUGGUACAUUGUCCAUUGUUCAGUUUGAGAACAAACUAUUUCUAUUUAU